AUGUGUUGGAGAGAGUUGCCAAAUCUUGUCUUCAUUAUGGAGACAAAAUUGGAGUCUAGAAGAGUAGAGAGAGUUCGGAAGAAAUGUGGAUUUACAGAAGGUGUAGAGGUAAGCAGUAGUGGCAGAGCUGGUGGUCUUGCUCUUUGGUGGAGAGAUAUAAUGACCAAUAUGGUUUCUUUCUCCCAGAACCAUAUAACGGUGGAUGUGGUAGGAACUGACAAUAACCCUGUGUGGAGGGCGAUUGGUUGGUCUUUUUUUGGCGACUUUAAUGAAAUUCUAACAGAUGAUGAGAAGGUGGGAGGUGUUCCGAGAGCUGAACGGUGUAUGGAUGGAUUUUGCGAGGCGAUGGAUAGUAUGGGUGUGAGAGACUUGGGCUUUAAAGGAUGCAAAUUUACAUGGAAGAGAGGCUUAUCGGUCUCAAAUCUUGUCAGGGAAAGAUUGGAUAGAGGCUUGGCUAGUGAAGGCUGGUGUACCCUAUUUCCUGGUGCAAGUGUCAUUAAUUCUCCUAUUGAUGUAAAACUUUCUGAUCAUGGCCCUAUUGUCAUCAAGGUGGAUGGUAGUGCAGAUGGUGGGAGGAACAAGAAGUUGUUCAGAUUUGAGAAGCACUGGCUUUCGAGAACUGAGUGUGAGGGCGUUGUUAAAGACUAUUGGAGUAGUGCCUACAAUGACCCAAUACAAACAAAAAUUGCAGGGUGUGCGGUUGCUCUCAGCUCAUGGGCUGGCAAGACCUUUGGUGAUAUUAAGAAGAGAAAGAGGAAGGCAGAGGAAGAGCUCAAAGAAAUACAGAAGGGUGCCAUGGAUGAUGUUGGGUUGUCCCGGUGCAAACGCCUAUCAGAAAAGUUAGCUGAACUCCGUUUGAUGGAGGAGUCGUACUGGUAUAGCAGGGCUCGUGCGUGGACCUUAGAUGGAGAAGAAGCAUUAAAGGGGUUAUCUUGUAUGAUUACGGAGGAGAUGAACCAAACACUUUGCGCUGCUCCCACAAGUGCAAAGAUAUCUAAAGCUUUAUUUGAAAUGCAUCCGAACAAAGCCCCUGGGAUCGAUGGCGAAGGAUUAAUUCAUGGGGUGGUAUGCCAUGGUGCUCCUAAUAUAUCUCACUUGUUUUUUGCGGACGAUAGCAUCUUUUUCUCUAGAGCUAACAUAAAUGAAUGCUCCAAGAUUGCAAAUAUUCUCACUAUUUUUGAGUCUGCGUCUGGUCAAAAAAUCAAUCUUAGUAAGUCGGAGGUGUCUUUCAGCAAGAAUGUGAGGCCGGAUAAGAGGAAAGAUAUUUGUGAGUUACUUGGUGUUGGGGAGGUAGAAAAACAUGAGAAAUAUUUGGGCAUACCUACCAUUAUCGGCAAAUCAAAGAAUAUUAUCUUUGCAAGUUUGAAGAGUAGGAUUUGGAAGAAGUUACAGGGUUGGAAGGAAAAACUCAUGUCAAAAGCAGGAAAGGAGAUUCUCCUAAAAUCUGUAGUGCUGGCCAUCCAGACAUACUUAAUGGGUGUGUUCAAGUUGCCAGGCGGACUGCUAGAUGAUAUUCACUCUGUGAUGGCUCGGUUUUGGUGGGGUAAUGGUGGUGACGGCAAAAUGCACUGGAAAUCAUGGGAGUACUUGUGCCGUCCAAAAUCCCGGGGAGGAAUGGGUUUUCGAGAUUUAAGGGUAUUUAAUCAAGCCCUGUUAGCGAAACAGGGGUGGCGACUCAUACAUGACAGGGAUACUCUACUAUACAAGGUUCUCAAAGCUAAGUAUUUUAAGUCCUCUGACUUUAUUGAGGCUCGGAGGGGGUUUGAUCCAAGUUAUACUUGGAGAAGCAUUUGGGGAGCAAAAUCCCUUCUGUUGGAAGGCUUAAUAUGGAGGGUGGAUAAUGGGUUGGAUAUUAAAGUAUGGAGUGACAAAUGGUUACCUAGGGAGACAGGUAACGAAAUACCCAUUCCCCCAGCUAAUGGACUACAUGAUCCUGAUCUCAGAGUAAGUGACAUCAUUGAUCAUCAAACUGGGCAGUGGGAUGUUAGGGAGAUGGGGCUGCACCUUGCAGCUACGGAUAUUGCUGAUAUAAUGAAUAUCCCCCUUCUUCCGUCACCUAGUCCUGACAUACCAGUCUGGAAAUUCACAAAGAACAGAGUUUUUUCUGUAAAAUCUGCAUACUGGUUCGGUAUGGAUAGCCCAUCUAGCGCUGAGAACUUGCAUAAUGAGGACUAUUGGAAGCCCCUUUGGUGCAAUGUGGAUGAGGAAUCAGUUGUCCAUGCUAUAUUCCAAUGUCCUACAUCCUGUAAAGUGUGGGAGGAAAGCCCAUUCAGAGACCACGUAGAAGCCAUUGAUGAGGAUGAUUUUUGCUCUUUACUGUCUCACUGGUUGCGGAACUUCUCCAGAGAGCAAUUCAGUAGGUUCGCUACCAUUAUGUGGGCAAUGUGGCUGUGCAGGAACAAAAUGAUUUUUGAGGACUCAACUCAAAACCCUCAUGAUGUUGCAAUUGGGCUGUUGAAAUUUGUUGCUGAGCACAAUAGCUACACAGCCAAGGAUCCCAGUAUUGCUGAAGCUGCAGCGGUGUUAUAUGGGGUUCAAUUGGCCAUCCAGAAUGGGUAUACGAAGGUAUGGGUUGAGAGUGAUGCAGCUAAUAUUAUACAGAAGCUCAACGUCCAUGUUCAGGAGCUGUCGUACUUGUAUUUGUUUAUUGAGAGGAUCCUACUGUUAGUUCCGAAUUUUAGCUACUUUAAAUGUAGUCAUGUGAGGAGGAAUGGUAACACCGUGGCUCAUCUGUUAGCCAGGUCGUGUACCCGUGAUGUACCUGAACAAUGUUACUUUGAGUCUUUUCCGGAAGGUGUACUUCGUCUUGCGGAAUUGGACAUUAAUUAA
Messenger RNA from Chenopodium quinoa (quinoa), 2829 nucleotides. RefSeq lists its product as uncharacterized. Gene Ontology annotation, molecular function: RNA-DNA hybrid ribonuclease activity; nucleic acid binding. The record is from RefSeq and is a predicted model, not a curated record. The coding region runs from base 1 to 2829 and encodes 942 amino acids. The transcript has 6 exons. NCBI's taxonomy places the organism in Eukaryota, Viridiplantae, Streptophyta, Magnoliopsida, Caryophyllales, Amaranthaceae.